GAGAGAUCGCUAGCUUCUCAAGAGGGAUAAGAGAGAAACACAGAGCAAGAAGAGAAGAGAGAAGCAAAGCUUGAGAUGGCGCAAACCAUGGCGUCCAUGACCGGCCUGUCGCAGGGCGUGCGUCUCCCAGGCCCGGCCGGCAGGCGCGCCAGCAGGUUCACCGUGAGGGCGUCGUCGGCGGAGGCCGAGGCCGCCGGUCGCCGCGCGGUCCUUGGCCUCAUGGCCAGCGGAGUCGUCGGGAGCGCGUUCGCUCAGGUGGUGCACGCCGGCACCGUCGCGGCCAUCAAGGUUGGCCCCCCGCCGCCGCUCUCCGGUGGACUCCCCGGAACGGACAACUCGGACGAGGCAAGGGACUUCGACCUGCCCCUGAAGAACCGGUUCUACCUGCAGCCGCUGCCACCGGCGGAGGCGGCGGUGCGGGCCAAGGAGUCGGCCCAGGACAUCCUCAACCUCAAGCCGCUCAUCGACAAGAAGCAAUGGCCGUACGUCAUGAACGACCUCCGCCUCAGGGCCUCCUACCUGCGCUACGACCUCAAGACCGUCAUCUCCUCCAAGACCACCAAGGAGGAGAAGAAGGACCUCAAGGACCUCACCGGCAAGCUCUUCGCCACCCUCGACGGGCUUGACCAUGCAGCCAAGAUCAAGAGCCCCACCGAGGCCGAGAAGUACUACGGCGAGACCAAGACUGUUCUCAGCGAUGUCCUCGCCAAGCUAGGCUAGAUGGAUCCGCAUAAUGGCCGUGUUGCUUUCAGGCCUUUUAUGUUUGUUCAUAUUUGGAAGCCGGCAAUGUAACUUCCCUGUUGAUAAUAUGUCAACAAGCACUUAAGUAUGAUUCUAUCUUGAGAUCAGUCA
Molecule: messenger RNA, 852 nt
Organism: Triticum urartu
Lineage: Eukaryota; Viridiplantae; Streptophyta; Magnoliopsida; Poales; Poaceae
Source: RefSeq, a predicted model, not a curated record